GGUAUUCGGUCAUGCGUGCAUCUGAUAAUACCUACUAACCUACACAUGCUCGAUAUCUAAUCUACCUACAUGGUAAACCCUGCUACGUUGCAUGUGCAGAUCCUUUACAAUCUGAUUUCCCCUCAUUUCAGUUUUCCGCAGUCAAUCGACCUAUGAGGCGAGGUAUUCUGCCGGAUCAGCCAGCGAUUCUUGGCCCUGUUCCGGAUAAGAGGCCUAUCUACUCGGCAAUCUGGAUGGUAGCACGGGUGGUAAGGGGGGAACGAUAAGGGAAAAGCAGAUGCAUAGGAGGUAGCUAGAUAAAAUGGACACGCGAUCCCACCACUACGGUACUUUCGCAAAUACCUCCGCAAAAAGUUCCAGCCCUAUGGAUGUCCCUCGCGCAGCAGGCGUCGAUAAGACGACUACUACAAUGGUCGCGCGAAGCGACGAGCCGUCGAAGUCGGGCGAUGCCGAUGUCGCGUUGGCUGAGGCCGUGCGGCGCGAGCAUGGCUUGACGUUCUGGGAAGCGGUGAGACUAUACCCGACUGCUGUCGGCUGGUCGGCGUUCGUCUCGAUAGGUGUGAUCAUGUUAGCUUUCGAUCCUCAGAUCGUCGGGAAUAUGUUCGCCAUGCCCCAAUUCCAAAAGGACUUUGGGUUCGAGCUUGAUGGUGAAUAUGUCAUUCCGGCGGCGUGGCAAACUGGUUUGUCGUUGGGAAAUCCCCUCGGGCAAGUCGUUGGCGCAUUGUUCUCAGCCUAUCCCUUGGAGCUGCUCGGCCGCAAGUGGACGUUUUUCGGUUGCAUCCUCCUGACGGCAUGUCUCGUCUUUAUCCAAUUCUUCGCCCGUUCCCUGCAGGCUCUACUCGUAGGAGAACUGCUGGGCGGGCUCGUGCUGGGGUGCUUCGUCGUUAUCGGUCCAACUUACGCCUCUGAGGUCUGUCCUAUGGCACUCCGUGGAUUCCUGACCAGUUACACCAACCUCUGCUUCGUUACGGGACAACUUCUCGGAAAUGGGAUUACGGCUGGGACGGCCUCGUUCGAGAAUCAUUGGGCAUAUAGUAUACCCUUCGCACUGCAAUGGUUCUGGGUUGUGGUUAUUAUUCCCGGGAUCUUCUUCAUUCCGGAGUCGCCAUGGUGGCUGGUGAGAAAAGGUAGAAUAGAAGAAGCCAGGGGCGCAUUACGUCGACUAUCAUCCUCAAAAGUAGACGUCAAUGCCACAUUGGCCGUCAUCGCCGAAACAGAUCGACUCGAGCUGGAGAUGGAAGCAGGCAGUACUUACCUGGACACUAUAAAAGGAAUUAAUCUGCGGCGGACUGAGAUCUCCACCGGCGUAUAUACAACACAGGUCCUGAGCGGCAUCUACUUGAUUAACUAUGGGACUUAUUUCUUCGAGCAGGCAGGAUUGCCGACUCAGGAUGCUUUUUAUAUGGGCAUCGGAUUCUUGGGCGUGGGUUGGGUGUGCACUGUGUUAUCCUGGUUCCUCAUCGCUCGCUUCGGCCGAAGACGCAUAUUCAAUAUCGGGCUAUCUGUUCUUAUCGUUCUGAUGUUCGUAAUCGGUAUCUUGGACAGCAUCCCUGGUCGACCUUCGGGUGUGGCUUGGGCCGAAAGCUCGCUCAUGUUGAUUUGGAACGGUGCAUAUGACCUGUCAGUCGGACCUAUCACCUUUGUGAUUUUGGGAGAGUGUUCCGCUACCCGUGUCCGAUCCAAGACGAUUGCGGUGGCCACGGCGAUACAAGCGGUCUUUGGGAUCGCAAUGACGGUUGCGAUUCCGUAUAUGAUCAACCCAGCAGAGGCGAACAUGCAGGGCAAAUUGGGAUAUUUCUUUGGUGGGUUGGGGAUCAUCUGUCUUAUUUGGUCCUACUUUCGGAUCCCCGAAACGAAAGGGAGAACGUACGAAGAGUUGGAUAUUCUGUUCGAUAGGAAAGUUCCUGCUAGGCAGUUCAAGGGAUAUCAAGUGGAUAUUAAUGCCAUAGCAGCCGAGAGUUGAGUAUUGUAGCAUGUUAACAUUUAGGUAUGGCCAAUGUUGGAUUAUUAAAUAAUAUAUAAUAUUAUGAUACUAUUUAAGUCUCUCUCGGGCCCUUUCAUGUUAUAAGUAUUGGCAUAUUAGUAUUGAAA
This is a messenger RNA of Daldinia vernicosa, 2091 nucleotides long. RefSeq names its product putative maltose permease. Gene Ontology annotation, cellular component: membrane. The transcript has 2 exons. The record is from RefSeq and is a predicted model, not a curated record. Gene Ontology annotation, molecular function: carbohydrate:proton symporter activity. Lineage: Eukaryota; Fungi; Ascomycota; Sordariomycetes; Xylariales; Hypoxylaceae. Gene Ontology annotation, biological process: carbohydrate transport; transmembrane transport. Bases 302 to 1963 code for a protein of 553 amino acids.